AUGUCCAGCAUCCCGGAAAGCCCCGUUGGCCCUCCACCAGCCUAUGAAGAAUUCCCGACGAACAUCGCGACAAACCUUGAGGGCCCUUCGCGGCCCGAGCCUCUUCCCACAUCCACCGCCAACAGUAGCACCUUGAAGCCCCGUCCGUCGACAGACUUCGGAUGGCAGCUUUCCCUGCAGAAACUCACUGAAAAGGGAAAAGAACCAUUGCCGCCAACCGAGGAACACGAUGAACUCGCUGUAAAACCUGCAGCUGCAGCGCUCGACGGACUAGCCGACGAGAAACCAGAAGAGUCAGUGCAGAGACUCGAUGGACGGGACGAUGAUGUGUCUGUUCUUCCUCCGCUCAGCGCCAAUCCUUUCGAUGAGCCAGUGCCGUCGAACGAGGACGAAUUGGUGAAGCCAGAGUCCGCCAAACCAACGCCAACGCCACCCUCCGCGGACAUUGCGACUCUUUCAAAACGCUACGUUGGGAAAGAGCUCGGUUGGCAGCUAGCACUGCAGAAACCCGAGGUUCAGACGGCGAUGUCGCCCAAAGCCAGGGGCAAGCAGAAAGAGGUCGAUGAAUUCGCGAAUCUGGAUUUGGACAUUGCUGCGAGGGCGUUCAAGGCUUUUUCUGUGGAUGGCGAUACGAUGAUGGCAAACUCGUCGAAUGCCUAUGACUCGUCGGAGAAGAAUCCAUUCCGCGCCCUGCUCGACCAGAAGGGCCAGGGGACUACUUUGAUACCGCUGGACGACAGCAACAACAGCAACGAGCACCAAUUGGGUUUGGACAAGGAAUAUGCACUCGCACAGCAAGCGGCGGAAGCAGAAGCAGCAAUCAUAUUCAACUGUCAAGACUGCAGAGGCGAAGUGGAACUUACGGACAUAGUCCAAGUUCCAACAUGCGAUCACAUUGUUUGCUUGGAGUGUAUUGCCGAGUACAUCGACACUGAGAUUGAGACCUCGGUGUUCCCCAUGCCAUGCUCCGUUUGUCGAGAGAUUGGGGGUCCCGAUGAGGUGCGAGGAGUCAUCACUCAGGAGCUUGCAGAAAGGGCGCCACUAUCUCUGCGAGCGCUCGAGCUGUUCCGAGAGUAUCAACUCUCGAUGCACUCGACUCGGGUGUUCUGCCCCAAAUGCAAGGAAACCAUGCUCGUCGAUCGUCAACAGUACCGAGAGAGCACCGUCAUUACUUGCCCGUUACCGAAUUGCGGCGGCAAGUUUUGUAGGAAAUGUCUCAUGGACAUGGAAAAAAUCGACCCCAAGACGGGUAUCGACAGGCAUAUUGCAAAAUAUUGCCAUCCUACGAAGAAUGGGUUCAGACCAUGCCCAGAAUGUGGUACAUUGGCCAAGAGGAUGAUUCGAACGAACAAUCACAUAAAGUGCGGAGGCCUUGGGUGCAGAACACACUUCUGCUAUGCAUGCGGCGAUUCCAUUGCCGAUGAAGACACCUCGCCAGAUGUCGAUAAUGACAUCAGGAAGCAUUAUCAGAGCUGCACUUGGAGCAAGGCCAUGGCCAAGAAACCUUCAGGUUCUUGUAUCCUUAUGUAG
Messenger RNA from Coprinopsis cinerea okayama7#130, 1530 nucleotides. RefSeq lists its product as hypothetical. Gene Ontology annotation, molecular function: ubiquitin conjugating enzyme binding; ubiquitin protein ligase activity. The coding region runs from base 1 to 1530 and encodes 509 amino acids. The transcript has 6 exons. The record is from RefSeq and is a predicted model, not a curated record. Gene Ontology annotation, biological process: protein polyubiquitination; positive regulation of proteasomal ubiquitin-dependent protein catabolic process; ubiquitin-dependent protein catabolic process. Gene Ontology annotation, cellular component: ubiquitin ligase complex; cytoplasm. Lineage: Eukaryota; Fungi; Basidiomycota; Agaricomycetes; Agaricales; Psathyrellaceae.